Molecule: messenger RNA, 3130 nt
Organism: Mauremys mutica (yellowpond turtle)
Lineage: Eukaryota; Metazoa; Chordata; Testudines; Geoemydidae
Product: ERI1 exoribonuclease 2-like
Exons: 12
Coding region: 116-1681 (521 amino acids)
Biological process (GO): exonucleolytic trimming to generate mature 3'-end of 5.8S rRNA from tricistronic rRNA transcript (SSU-rRNA, 5.8S rRNA, LSU-rRNA); tRNA modification
Molecular function (GO): 3'-5'-RNA exonuclease activity; RNA binding; zinc ion binding
Source: RefSeq, a predicted model, not a curated record
CGGCUCUUCUUGGCAGGCGGAGGGAGGUUUGAAAUGGCCGGAAGCGCUGGCGCUGCUCCGCGCCCUGGAGCGGCCGGGGCAGGCGGCUCCUUCCUGCCCGGUGCUGAGGGCAGAGAUGGCGACCAAGCAGCUGGCCCGGCAACUUGGAUUAAUUAGAAAAAGUUCCAUAACUUCCUCAAGUGGCAAGAAUCAGACUAGAACCAAGUCAAGGCAGUUGUUUGACUAUUUAAUUAUUAUUGACUUUGAGUCUACAUGUUGGAAAGAUGGUAAACGUCAUUACAGCCAGGAAAUAAUUGAAUUUCCAGCAGUUUUGUUAAACACUUCAACUGGAGAGAUUGAAUCUGAAUUCCACAUGUACGUCCAGCCUCAGGAACAUCCAAUUCUUUCUGAAUUUUGUACUGAACUAACUGGCAUAAAGCAGAAUCAAGUUGAUGAAGGGGUUCCUCUAAAUAUUUGCUUAUCACAAUUUUCUAAGUGGAUUCAAAAGAUACAAAAGGAGAAGAAAAUUAUUUUCAAUUCAGAUGUUUCAAGCCAUUCUGUUUCUGAAGCAAAAUCAAGUACCUUUGUUACUUGGUCAGACUGGGAUCUGGGGGUUUGUUUGCAGUAUGAGUGCAAAAGGAAGCAGCUGCGAAAACCUGAUAUUUUAAACUCCUGGAUUGAUCUCAGAGCAACAUACAAGCUCUUCUACACUAGAAAGCCAAAAGGGCUAAAUGGUGCUUUACAGGAUCUGGGGAUAGAAUUUGCAGGACGGGAACAUUCUGGGUUGGAUGAUUCUCGGAAUACUGCCCGUCUUGCUUGGAGGAUGAUCUGUGAUGGAUGUGUGAUGAAAAUUACUAGAUCUUUGGAUAAGUGUAUACAGGCUCCAGUCAGGGAGCACGGCUUCAUUGUGCUAGACACGCUACAGAUAGGAAGUAUUGCCAACUGCCACAGAUGUAUUUUUACAGAUCAAGAUGGCAGGUUGUCAGGAAGUGAAGAGGAGGAAGAUGAUGUUGAAGCUGCCUUAAAGAAAGAAGUUGAUCAGAUUCGCACUUCGACUGAACAGAAGCUGAGAAGAUUCCAGUCAGUGGAGAGUGGAGCUAACAAUGUGGUCUUUAUUAGAACGCUGGGUGUAGAACCUGAGAACCUUGUGCAUCAUAUAUUAAAGGACUUGCACACUACUAAAAAGAAGAAAACAAGAGUGAUUCUGCGCAUGUUGCCCAUUUCUGGAACCUGCAAGGCUUUUGUGGAAGAUAUGAAAAAGUAUUCAGAGACCUUCUUUGAGCCUUGGUUUAAAGCCCCUAAUAAGGGUACUUUUCAGAUUGUUUACAAAGCUCGUAAUAACAGUCACAUGAGUAGGGAAGAAGUAAUCAAAGAAUUGGCAGGAAUAGUGGGCAGCCUAAAUCCAGAAAACAAAGUGGAUCUUAAUAACCCCCAGUAUACCAUUGUGGUAGAAAUAAUAAAAAAUGUCUGUUGCUUGAGCGUGGUGAAAGACUAUGUUUUGUUCAGAAAAUAUAAUCUACAAGAGGUGGUGAAGAGCAACAAGGAAGAGCUGGUACAGCAAAACCUGUUGAGUGCUUCACAGGAGGAGAAGUUGAAAGAAAUAAACCUGGCAGAAGAGGACUCUAAAGAAGUGAAACCGGAAGACAAAGGUCAGAGUGAAGAGGAAUCUAAGCCCAAUGAGAGCGACAGUCAGCAGGCAUAGAGAAUGUGAUGGAAGGGGAAGACAAACACUAAAGAUCACUGUAAAAAUAGACUGGCUUAGAGUUUUGAAAUGGACAUUUAAAGGAGAGCUUAAUUUUUUAUUUUAAAUAUCCAAGUAUUUAAAAAAGAAAAAGAAAAAAUGUAAUGCUCCAUCCUGUCUUUGCUAUAGGAGUCAAUGUUGCAGCACGGAGUGUCAGAGAGAAUGGUGAUAUUUAUCACUUAACUCUUCAGCCUGAUUCUCCAAUGCCUUCCAUCUUGUGUGGUCAUAGAGCUGUGCAACGUGUAUGUAAACUGUUACCAGUCUGAUCUGGUAGCAUUUUACACCCACUUACCACAUGUAAAUAACUACCAUAGGGUGCUGGGCAGACUCAACUCCUUUGCCUCUAGACAUUCUGAGAAGCCAAUGGCAGAGGCAGGAUUGAGAGGUCUGGAAAAGGGGGGUUAUUUGAAAAAAAAAAACAGUGCCAUUUUGUUUUGGUGACAUGACUUUACAUACUAUGUAAACCUCGUCUUAUUAAAUACAGAAUGAGCCAUAAGCACCCGAUUUUCUGUAUGUUGUUCAGAUGUCUACAAAGUCUAGUUUAGAACAUAUUAACAUGUCUUUGAAAUAUGUGGGGGGAGAGGAAUUGCCACCAUCAAAAUAGCUCAGUAUUAUGAGCAAACCUCUCCCUCACCCUUCUCCCUCAAAGUCCUGUAAUUUUCUAGAACAGACAGAUGCCAGUGCAGAAGUCGUGUAUAAUCUUGGCAAAAGCACCCUGUGGUAUGUCUCUCAAGAAGAGCAAUGUACAUAGUGGACAGGAGCAUAUAUAGUUAUCUAUUAACUAUCUGAGAAGAACCCAUUUCUAAGGAUACUUAUUCCAAAGGCACUCCUUUAUUUAAGUUUGAUGUUUUUAUUAAAUAGUCUCAUUCAUUGGUUUUUUAUUAGCUGUGCUCAUGUUUGAGUUGGUUUUUAAACUUCAUGUGAAAGCGGCUCUCUGUAUUACACAACAUCUAAUAUACAAAAAGUUAAACUUUUUCUGGUUUCAAUUUUACAAAAUGAGUGUUCUCCCUCAGUUUGAAAAUAGCAUCUGAAUUUUUUCUCUUGCUAUAACAUUUGAAGAGUAUGUCUCAUUGAUAAGUUAUAGUAUCAUUUUUACAAAGACUAGAAACCCAGAUUAAAAAAAACCCCUAUUUUAAUAUAGUGCAGCUAUAGCUUGUUUUCCAAUAGUAUUGUUCCUGUACACUUUUUGUUCAAGUGUAUGGCUUAGGUGUUUCAUGAUGCACUUACAACUUAAACCUGUUGGUGUCACUAAUGGAAAAGCAUUUGCUCCACAUAACACCAGCGGGCUUGAUUGUGAUUUAAUAAAAAAGGACAUGGGUGAGCCUCUUAUGAGUUUUGUUUUAUGAUCUCUAGUGUUUGUAAAACUGUUUUAAGUUUGAAAAUUAAAAUAAAUCCUUCCCUAGUCCUGUG